GGGGCGGUGAGCAAGCUGCUCCGGUCUCAAGGCGAGGCUUGGCCUCCAGAGCAGAGACGGGGGAACGCGGCGGCGGCGGCAGCGGCCUUCGGGCCGGCUGGUGAGGCGAUGGCGGCGCCGACCCCGGGAGCUGGAGGAGCCUCGGGCGGCGCUGGCUGUAGCGGCGCGGGCGCCGGCGCGGGCUCGGGAUCCGGGUCUGCGGGGGCCGGGGGCCGGCUGCCCAGCCGGGUGUUGGAGUUGGUGUUUUCCUACCUGGAGCUGUCCGAACUGCGGAGCUGCGCUCUGGUGUGCAAGCACUGGUACCGCUGCCUGCACGGCGAUGAAAACAGCGAGGUGUGGCGGAGCCUGUGCGCCCGCAGCCUGGCCGAAGAGGCUCUGCGCACGGACAUCCUCUGCAACCUGCCCAGCUACAAGGCCAAGGUACGUGCUUUCCAACAUGCCUUCAGCACUAACGACUGCUCCAGGAACGUCUACAUUAAGAAGAAUGGCUUUACUUUACAUCGAAACCCCAUCGCGCAGAGCACUGAUGGUGCAAGGACCAAGAUUGGUUUCAGUGAGGGCCGCCAUGCAUGGGAAGUAUGGUGGGAAGGCCCUCUGGGCACGGUGGCAGUGAUUGGAAUCGCCACAAAACGGGCCCCCAUGCAGUGCCAGGGUUAUGUGGCAUUGUUGGGCAGUGAUGACCAAAGCUGGGGCUGGAAUCUGGUGGACAAUAAUCUGCUACAUAACGGGGAAGUCAAUGGCAGUUUUCCACAGUGCAACAAUGCCCCAAAGUAUCAGAUAGGAGAAAGAAUUCGCGUCAUCUUGGACAUGGAAGAUAAGACUUUAGCUUUUGAACGUGGAUAUGAGUUCCUGGGGGUUGCCUUUAGAGGACUUCCAAAGGCCUGCUUGUAUCCAGCAGUGUCUGCUGUGUACGGCAACACAGAAGUGACUUUGGUUUACCUUGGAAAACCUUUGGAUGGAUGACAGUGGCUUUGUUGGGAUGAAAGACUGCGCGAAGGAGAGAUCUCCUUGUGGAAAGUAGAAUCACGAAGUGACAGUGUCAUACAUGCAUGUCCAAGAAACAUCCUGAAAAACACACGAAAUUGUAAACUGGAGAAGCAACUCUACGGCAGUGAUGAUCUUAGUGUUUCCUCUUUCCACCGGGCCAGAAAAAUCCUCAGGGUUGCAGUUGGUUGAGUGGGCAAGUUGACAUGUGCAUGUUGCAACAGAUUUGGUCUCUAAGCUAGCAGCGUGUUAUUUCCAGCUUUUAAGGUGAGAUUUAGAGAUGCUGUAAAAGGGAGAAGAUAAGGAAAUAGCAAGAUUUUUAAGUAGUGUGUUUGUGAAGAAAGACGGAUUCCAUUUUACAACUGCCUGUUCUUUCUCCAAUCCCUCUUUUCCAGCCAGCUUGAUUAUUAGAAGAGUAUGAAGCUGGUUAGGUUUUAUUUAAUAUUUUUAAUAUAUUGAGAAGCAUGGUCUGCCUGGACUGCACUUCUCUAACAGUGAGACAUAAAGUCGUGCAGCUAUUUUAAGAAGUUGUAUAUACAAUAUCUGUGUAAAAAAAAAAAAAACUAUAUAAAAAAAAGGACAAAGGAGUUGCUUUGUUCUAAUUCAUUUUCUUAAAAACCACUACAUGGUACCAAUUUAGAAUAACAUUUGGAGACAGAGACAAAGGAGCAGAUUUUAAAAAGAGAUGUGUUGUAUUAGCUCAUUUCGUAUUAUAUUUGGCUUACAGUUUCCAUAGCAAUUAUAGCCUGGGCUUCUUUUUUUUUUUUUUUAUUUAAACAAUCAAAAUUAUAAUAAA
Loxodonta africana (African savanna elephant) is the source of this 1780-nucleotide messenger RNA. RefSeq names its product F-box protein 45 (gene FBXO45). Gene Ontology annotation, molecular function: protein binding. The transcript is spliced from 3 exons. NCBI's taxonomy places the organism in Eukaryota, Metazoa, Chordata, Mammalia, Proboscidea, Elephantidae. Gene Ontology annotation, cellular component: synapse; SCF ubiquitin ligase complex. Gene Ontology annotation, biological process: proteasome-mediated ubiquitin-dependent protein catabolic process; synapse assembly involved in innervation. The coding region runs from base 109 to 963 and encodes 284 amino acids. The record is from RefSeq and is a predicted model, not a curated record.